AGCAUGAAGACAGGGCGAGCCACCUCAUUGGCUCCCGGGAGAAAGGGGCGGGGCUCCACGCGCCUUCAGGAAUCCUCUCACGUGAGAAGUGAUCAGGAAGCGGGACCCAGUGGCAGAGUCUCGCAGCAGAGGCAGCGCAAGAGAACGGGGACGCAGGUGGCCUCAAGGACAGUCAGAGGACGGAAGACGUGGAAACGGCUGAGCGAGGAGUCAGUCGCAGCGCUGGAGAGCAUGCUCACUGUGUCUGUGCUGUCUGUGCUGACAAUGAAACGAAAGGACAGGGAAGAAUGUCAGAGGCAUCUCAAUGUUCUGAAGGACAGGUUCAUGGCGAACUGCGCCAACCUGGUGGCCCCCCCCAGGAAGCCGGGUUCCCUCCAGCAGAGCUCCCGCCUCCACCAGGAGGAGAGCAGGAAGUCCGAGACGGGUAGGAGGAGCCUGGAGGCCCUAGAGGCGGAGGUGGGCGCUGUGCUGCAACUCCUGGAACACACAGAGGGCAGGCUGGAGACCCUGGAGCAAGAAAGCAAAAGCCUGAGAAGCAAACUGGAGCAGCAGGAGGAGCAAGAGAGUGUGCAGCAGGUGCUGCGGCAAGCUGACCAGGGGGUCCUGCACCUGCCUCAGCUGCCUGCAGGAAGUGGACAAGAGCGCCCCCUACAGGAGCAGAUGGCCAACAUGGUGCCGGAGCCCGGUGCGGCUGCUUGCCUGGGGAGGGCGCUCUGCGGCUCCGCAGAGGUGCAGGAGGUGCUGCUGUUCCUGGAGAGGGGACACGAGCAGGCGGACCGACUGCUGAGGAGCCCAGCACCAAGCCCCGCCCACAGCGGCUCCCCCCGGGAACACGGCGGGUCCGAGUAGCGAUGCCACAGUGUUACCAUGGAGAUACGAUGCUGAUACCGUGGCGAUGGGGGGGAGAGGGGGACAAGCUGUGGACUUCGUCAUAAUCGUCUUCUCCCCUCCGAUUGCAAUGUUCAAUCUCAUUAAUAAAGAUGAGCUGUGAAUAUUUA
This is a messenger RNA of Scleropages formosus (Asian bonytongue), 998 nucleotides long. It is a transcript of the gene cenpq, whose product is annotated as centromere protein Q. Lineage: Eukaryota; Metazoa; Chordata; Actinopteri; Osteoglossiformes; Osteoglossidae. The transcript is spliced from 8 exons. Gene Ontology annotation, cellular component: nucleus. The record is from RefSeq and is a predicted model, not a curated record. The coding region runs from base 4 to 849 and encodes 281 amino acids.